Messenger RNA from Rhipicephalus microplus (southern cattle tick), 5093 nucleotides. RefSeq names its product ubiquitin-like domain-containing protein stuxnet (gene stx). Gene Ontology annotation, molecular function: protein binding. Gene Ontology annotation, cellular component: nucleus. NCBI's taxonomy places the organism in Eukaryota, Metazoa, Arthropoda, Arachnida, Ixodida, Ixodidae. The record is from RefSeq and is a predicted model, not a curated record.
GAAAGGCGAAUGUCGCCAGGGCGCGCAACGGUUCCGAGGCGCGCGCGCCCACGCGGCCGACAAAGCAGGAGCGUGCGGCGGAAGCAGCGCAGAUAAAAAAUACCACCCGAGCGUGGGCAGCAUCGUCGGUCGGGGCCAACGCAGGCGCGGCCCCCGAAGAGCAGGUGCCCGCCGCGCUGGACGUCGUCGUAGCAGCACGUCUUUCGAGAGCAGCGAGUCCACGAUGUCGACCGAGGGCGGCGAGUCGUCGUCGCGCAUCACCAUCAGCGUGCACACCACAACGGGAGGUCGCAUGCAACUACAGCUGCAACCGCAGUGCACCGUGGCCGCGCUCAAGAAGACGCUCUCGGCACGACUGCGGCUCGCCAAGGACCGGAUGGUGCUGCUACACCGCAACAGGCAACUAAAAGAGGGCACCCUGGACUCCAAUAAUGUGCGCGAUGGAGAACGCCUUACACUGCUGCCUAGUGUGGAAACUGGUCUACAGGCCAUUAAGCCCGAACAGAGUGUCAUGCAAGCACUGGAAUCAUUGACCGAUGCACAGGUGGAGAACUUCCUGUGUGGCCGUGCGCCGCUGCACCUGACCAUGCGACUGGGCGACCACGUCAUGUUUGUUCAGCUGCAGCUGUGCCCGCCAGUUGAGACACCGCCGGCCACGCCCACUUCGCCCAACUGUCCCGCCCCCCCUGCCGCCGUGGCACCUCCUCCCGAGGCGGCACCCAGUAGCGGAGCAGUCAUUGAUCAACUGCGCCACUUGGGUCAGGGCGUCUACUCUGGCAGUUUCUCGGGCACCCUGGGACCUGAACUGCAGGACGGCGAGGGUCGACCUCGUCGCCACGUUGCCACCAUCCUGCACAUUCUCCGGGACCUUCUUGGUGCCAGCCAGGGCUGGCGCGGUCCUCUCACUCCAACGAGCGCGUCGGCACGGUCACCCACGGCUCCUUCCGCACCUGCCAGUGAUAACGGGGGCACGCUAGGAGGUGUGGCCGCCGGCGCCCAACACCUUUGUCCUCUUCAGCUUCGGGCAGUGAAGUGAUGGGUGGGGACGCAACUCCGCCGACGUCGCCGACGUCGCCGUGUCUCCGCGACGCGACAAGUCUGCACCAGGAAGAGCACCGGGUGCUGCGGGGAAAGCUGGACCAAAUCAGGGCGACACUCCGCGAGAGGCGAAGGGCCAGGCGGAGGGCAUCGCCGUAUCCAACGACGUCCACCACCUCGACACCGGCGGCAUCGUCAGACGAACCAGUCCUGGUGUGAGGAUGUGUCCUUGCUGCAGUGAGGAUUUCAGGAAACUUCUUUGCCGCAGGGGCCCGGCCUGACGAGCUCUUCCCUGCCCCUCUCCUCAAACGGUGGAUUGUGAUGAUGUGGGCAUUUUGGAGCGAGUGAUAUAGAUGCGGUGACGAUGAGGCGAGCGCUGCUUGCCGUUCCAGAGAUGUCCCGUCAGCAGGAAUAGAGCCCCAUUCACUGUUCAUCGUUGUAAUGCACGAUUGCUUGCAGCUGUUACGAUUCAUUGUGGCGUGCCCGCCUGGAAAAUGUGUCGUUGCCUCAAGGACAUGUCGAAUGCGCUUGAGUUUAUGAUCAGGCUUCCUGCUGCACAUUGGCAUGUUCAUCUUGCAUUGCGGCAUUUUGGGUGGCAUUUCUUUGAAAAACCACUCGGGCUAAAGUCUCAAGCAGUCCAUCAGCAAUGGUAGAGGCAAUCGGGCAGGGCUGCUACCAUGUUUUGAUGACAGGGGCAAGCAAGAAAUGCAGUUCGGGGAGCGGGUGGUAGAAUACAGCCAGCGAUGCUCUGUACACUGUCGCUUGCACGGUCUGUUGUGCUGCUGAAGCGGGCCAACAUUUAAGCACUUUCUUCCUGAAGGUCACUGGUUGUCUAAAAAAAUACGUGUUGAAUCAUUCAAGUUGGUUGAUCAGUACGUUUUGGCGGAGAAUGUGCACUAUAUGGUGACUACAGAUUGAACAAUAGGUGGCUUGCAGGAAAACAUGCUUGCACUGACCCUCUUUGAGCUUGUAGGAAACUGCAACCUUUUUGUUCAGUCCAAGUAUUUUAAGCUUGGUGCAGGUGUUGAUCCCUGCAACCACUUCUCCUCCUAAUCUGCAGGGCACUCCCACUAGUUUUAUGAGCGUGAUGUGCUCUUAAAGUAUUGUUUUGUUACCUGCUGGCUUUGAUGGCUUGAAUAUAGAAAAAACAUACAAAGCAAACACGGAAACUUCGUGGUUUUAUUCUAUCUUUAGCAGAUGUAAGUUAUAGCUGCUUCGGUUACAUGCACAGUAUUAGGCACAGCUCUAAUGGACUAGUGCCACUUAGAGAAUGUUUUAGCAGGCUAUUCGUGAACUGCCUCGUGAGGGCAGUUAGUGGGCAGUGCCUUGGAAUACUGCAAGCGGCCUCCUGUUUUGGUUGCGCAACAGACGGCAUGUUCGAUAUGCAAGCACGUUGAACCAAAGUUUGCAGGGCUGUGGUGUCGCACGAACAAACUACACUGCUCCAAGGGAUCAGGCGACUCUGUCGAUAUCUGCUUGCAAGCGUCACGGCCCUUCGAGAGCUCUAUUUUUGUCUCAGUAUUAGAAUCUUGUCUCCCUUUACACCUUAUUUCUUUUUAUUUUCUUGAAAUGUACACUUGAGUAUAUCAUUACGGCUUGAUUGUUCUUUUUUUUUUUUGCCUUCACUUCUUACAAGAACUGCACCGUACCUAUCCACAAGUACAGUCAGAAUGUGUCCAGCUUGUGGUUAGCGUUGAUGGAAGACGAGAUUCUCUAAGGAAUCUUGUAGAGUAUUAGUAUGCAUGGUACUUUACCAAGUUCACUAUCACUUUAAAUGUGAACUCCGUCAUAGCUUGGCACUUGUGCCGUCGCUAGUAGGGCUGUGGGUUUUGGGACGCGCCCUUCACAUGGCUGUGUAUGUUCAUGCAAGCGGUGUCAUUACGAAGUGCAGGGGAAGUGACGGCACACAUUUAAUAUUUGCCUGUUGGCAUAGGCAGUGAAGCAAAGUCAUGGCCAACUACAAAGACUACCACCAGGGCUUUCAACGUGCCUAAAUUUUAAAAUUUAAUUUCUCCUUAUUUUGUAUUGGGCUUGCACCUUACACAGCAUCAUUUGAAGAAAGUUGGCCAAUGUCCUGGGCAGUAUUUUGCUAACAAUUCAAGCAAUACCUCUGUAUUAAAUUUGAGCAUAUGCACUGACAUCCACAUAAAGAGUAGUGAGUUUUAGAUUUAGUUUGUGAUAUUCAAUAAUUUUUUUUUAUCCUUGUGCACUGCAUAUCGAGGUUUUUCUUGGCAAUUUAUAGGUAAGCUUGUGCAGUUAACAUGAAUAUUUGAGCAAACUUGGUCGUUUCGAUGCUUUUGUCUGCAAAUUUCAGUUUAUGUUGAAUGCCACACUUUGUGGUGUUUCCACCGAGAUGUUCACGUACAGUAUUUAAGUAACAAGUAAAAAUGUGCAAUCAUUGCAGAACUUCUUUUACUGCAGGAUAUUUCCUGCUCUCCGAGUCAUGCUGAAUGAUUAUGAGUGCGAGGUACCAAGCGUUAUUUCCAGCAGUGUUGCAUGCAAACCAUGCCAGCACUUCGGAUAUGAUGUGUACAACGAUGCCAGUUAUGACGGGGUUCAAAUAAAGCAUAGUAUUUUAUCUUUUCCGCCACACAUUUGACUACACUGCUUUCUUGAGUAUUAUAAACUUGAUAAAAAAUGCUGUAUUUUGCCCUCAUAUCCCAUUUCUGGCCACUGUUGGUAGCUUUCCACGACUGUGCGUGUGUACAUUUUUUGUCGGGAAAGGCCAUGAAUGCAUUCAUUUGUCAUCUUUGCUACCUCAGUAUUUUGGUUUUAGGAGCUUAGCCACGGUGCCACGCACAUGCCGCCAUGUUGGCAAUGAAGGAGCCUGGAUCUAGAUUACGCAAUUAUGAGCUUGUCGCAUGCCGCAUUGUAUUGUACUUGGAACAGCCCUAACAAUUGCAUCCACUAGUCGAAAUCGCCAAGUAAUCAUUACAACUGAAGAGAGAGAAAAGCAAAGGCAGGGAGAUUAACCAGAUUGCACCUGGCUUGCUACCCUACAGGGGAAGUGAGAAAGGGAAGAGGAAGAGAGGGAAAAUAACACUUGCGUCCGUAGCAGCGUGUAACACUCAUGCUGUAUUUAAGUAAGAUGGGGGCAUACUAACACCACAAGGUUGUUACAUAGACACAGCUUGUGGGCAAUUUGCAAAAAUUCGACGCUGGUGCAUACAGUUUUUGAUAUAAGUGGUUACUUAUAUGGCAAUAUUGUUGAUUAGCCUUGCUAUAUUUAAAGUUUUGGCCUGUCGGUACAUGCAUUACGUUGCUGCUGCCAUUUUUCAAGGGGGGUGGGGGAGAUGAGAGAAAUGGCAAGGAAGUUAAUCAGGUGCAUGCUUGGUUUGCUACCCUACACUGGGGGAAGGAAACAAGAAUAAAGUGAGAUUUCUGUUUCAGUAUUUUUUUGGGGGGUUAACUCGUCUUGCUGCCAUUUGAGGAGAUGGCCACGCGUACCCGCUGGCCCACCCUAAUGACACACUUUAGCCGCCAAAUAACACACACAGAGUAAAGAAAAACACAAGGACAGGCGACACUUCCAACUAAGUUCGCUUGUUAUUUCGUGGCUAAAGUAAGUCAUUAAGCAAGUACCAACUAGGCCAAGAAACAGUGUUGCCUUGCCCUAGUUUUUCAAAGACGAUUUCCGAAUUUUUGUGAAGUGUUCAGCUUGCUCCGUAAAUGGCCUUUGCGAGCAAUGUGCGAAAGCCACAAUGUCAAGUGGCUGCAAUGUCAAGUAGUCAAGUGGCUGGCCUUUUUUUCCUCAUGCGGCAGUGUGUGCGUGGCACCUGAGCACUUGUUAGGAUGCUGGUGACACACUGGACUGUUGCUGCACAGUUGGCAAUAUCAACAACGAUCACAUGCAGAAAGAAAACCUUGCCACAGUGGCCCACGAAUGUACAGCCUGUGUUGUUCUUGCUUGUCAACCAGUAUUCCGUUUUGUGUUCUCUCGUUUUCGACCCCCGAUUGAAAACUGCCGUCACACUGAGCGCCACUUCCACAGAUUUCCUGUCAUAUUUUGGGAGUUAUCAAUAGCAAAUAAAUGAACGUACGCCUGGUCAACAACA